Monomorium pharaonis (pharaoh ant) is the source of this 2106-nucleotide messenger RNA. RefSeq names its product short/branched chain specific acyl-CoA dehydrogenase, mitochondrial. Lineage: Eukaryota; Metazoa; Arthropoda; Insecta; Hymenoptera; Formicidae. Gene Ontology annotation, cellular component: mitochondrion. Bases 530 to 1780 code for a protein of 416 amino acids. The record is from RefSeq and is a predicted model, not a curated record. The transcript is spliced from 9 exons. Gene Ontology annotation, molecular function: acyl-CoA dehydrogenase activity; flavin adenine dinucleotide binding.
AGACCAUCGUUAAGACAAAACAAUCAACGUCAUUGCAAUAACGUAAUUUCAUAAUGCGUUCUCGAAAAUGCAAACGUUAUCGGGAAUACUGACAAUUGUAAAGCCGAAGCAAAUAGAAUAUGCAAGCGUUUCAAAAAAAAGUGCUGGACGAUAAGAAUUAAUGUAAACACUCACUGAAACUGAUAAGAAUCAAUUUCAGGAUAACAGCAUUACGUUGUGGGCACGUCAUAUGACGUAUGAGUAAACGAGAGAGGGAACGGAUACCCCAAACAGACAGACCGCUCGAGGCGAUUAAUUCCUUUCGUUUAAUUAUUUCGUCAUUACGCAACAACCUGUUUUGACCGCAUGGAAGGAAUCAAUCCGGAUCGACUUCGGUCGACCAACAGGGAGCGACCAAAGAGGAGGCCGGGUCCGACUCGCACUAAAUCAUCUCGCUCAGUAUUAACUCAGCUUGCGAACCGUCGACACAUAUUCGUCGAUUCUUUAUAUCUUCGAGACCCCUCCCGAGGAAGACAGCAUCAGACAAACGAUGAACGCGUCCAUACUCAGGUCCAUCUUCCGCGAAAUGCCGCAAAGACUGACGCGAACGCGAAAAGUGCAUCUGUGCGCGUCAAGACUCACUCACAGUCCAAGUCCUUUGACGCAAUUUACAGAUGAUGAACUUAUGAUGAAAGAAACCGUGGCUAAAUUGGCUAGGGAGGAGAUCGCUCCACUUGUACGAAAAAUGGAAAAGGAAGGAAAAGUCGACGACGGUGUUUUGAAAACGCUAUUCGAGAAUGGCCUGAUGGGCCUCGAAGUCCCGACAGAAUUGGGCGGCGCGGGAUGCAAUUUUAUGAGCACGAUUUUAGCCGUUGAAGAAGUCGCGAAAGUCGAUGGUGCCGUAGCCGCUCUCGUUGAUAUCCAUAAUACUUUAGUCAAUUCCCUGAUCAUCAAAGUAGCAUCCGAAGAACAAAAAAAGAAAUAUCUACCUAAAUUGGCGCAAACCUAUGCUGGAAGCUUUUGUUUAACGGAACCUGGUUCCGGAUCGGAUGCGUUUUCUCUCAAGACUGUAGCGAAGAAGGAUGGCAAUGACUAUGUCAUAAACGGAACGAAAAUGUGGAUUUCGAACUCCGACAUCGCAGGGGUUUUCUUAGUUUUCGCCAAUGCAAAUCCUUCCGCGGGAUACCGCGGCAUUACAACUUUCUUUGUGGAGCGCGAACUGGCCGGUGUGACAGUGGCUAAACCCGAAGACAAGCUAGGCAUCAAGGCAUCCGGAACUUGCAUGAUUAAUUUUGACAACGUUAGGGUGCCUGAAAGCAAUAUUUUGGGUGAGUUUGGGCAGGGAUAUAAAUAUGCGGCUGGAUUUCUGAACGAAGGCAGAGUUGGAAUAGGGGCUCAAAUGAUCGGUAUCGCGCAGGGAUGCUUGGACGCGACUAUACCGUAUACGCUAGAAAGAAAGCAAUUUGGAAAGGACGUGUUCUCUUUCCAGGCCAUGCAACAUCAAAUAGCUCAAGCGGUAACCGAAGUAGAAUGCGCCAGGUUGUUGGUUUAUAACGCAGCUAGAUUGGUGGACGCUAAAAAAGAUGUUAUGAAGGAAGCGGCUAUGGCCAAGUUAGUUGCAUCCGAAACUGCGUUACGUAUCACCGCAAAGUGCAUUGACUUUAUGGGAGGCGUCGGAUUUACGACAGACUUUCCUCAAGAGAAAUAUUUCAGGGAUUCGAAAAUCGGUACUAUUUACGAGGGCACGAGCAACAUGCAGCUGUCGACGAUUGCAAAAUGUAUACGCAAGGAAUAUUCGUAAAUUAGCGUAAAUAAUUUUUAAAAUUAAUGUUUAGUUUAUAAAAUUGCAUCAUAAGCAGGAUAAAAUCACUAGUUAAAGCAUGUAUAUUGUUAAAAAAAUAUUUUUGUACUUUUAUAUUACGAUUCAAUUAUUACGAAAUAUACUUAUACAUAUAAGAUAGCCAAUUUUCUACAUAAAAGUUCUUUGAUUCGAUAACAUAUACCAAAAUUCAACAAAGUAAAUUUACUAUGGUAAUAUGAAUAAGAGAGAUGUAUAAAGAUAUGCUACAUAUAUUAAAAUUUAACUGUUUGAAAAUCUUUAAUAAAAAUUACUACCAUCUUUGUAAA